Acanthochromis polyacanthus (spiny chromis) is the source of this 1287-nucleotide messenger RNA. RefSeq names its product PYD and CARD domain containing (gene pycard). The transcript is spliced from 3 exons. The record is from RefSeq and is a predicted model, not a curated record. Lineage: Eukaryota; Metazoa; Chordata; Actinopteri; Pomacentridae. Gene Ontology annotation, biological process: innate immune response; inflammatory response; regulation of apoptotic process. The coding region runs from base 277 to 846 and encodes 189 amino acids.
GAGAGGAGGAUUAACUGCUGCUGCAGCUGCAUAAGUUCAGGCAUACAGGACAGAAACGGAAACUAAAGUAUUGAUAUCGUUGCACUGGUGUCAUUCAAUAUCAAUACCUGGUAUCGCUGGUAUCCAUAUAAUCGAUAUUUGGAUCGAUCUGCUCGCCUCAAGAGUGUGCUUACUAUUUCCGACAACCUUUGAAGGCAACACAACUCUUCCUUGUUUUUCAAAAGUUUACGAGACAGCAGCGUUUACGCGGAAGCAGCCCAGGAGUUUCUCUGAGAGAUGGCCGCUCAACCCAAACCCGUCCGAUCUGCUCUGAUGGACGCUCUGCAGGAGCUGAGCCAAGAUGACCUGAAGAGGUUCAUCAAGGAACUGUUGGCCCGAAAGGUGGAGGGGCAGCCCCGCGUCCCUCGCAAUAAGGUGGACGGCAAAGACUACAUGGACGUAGCGGACGUGGUGGUUUCUACUUUCACCGAGAAAAACGCCGUGAACGUGGCCGUGGAGAUCCUGAAGAGGAUAAACGGCGAGGUGGCGGACACACUCGUUGAGGAGACCGGUGGACAAACCUCACAGUCUGCUUCCACUGAUGACAUGCACUUUGUGGAUAAACACAGAGGAGCACUGAUCCAGAGAGUGAGCAACAUUGAUUCCAUUUUGGACGAUCUCCUUGAGAGAAAAGUUAUCAACCAGGAAACUUACACCAAAAUCCGAGUGAUCGCUACCCCUCAGGACCAGAUGAGGAAGCUGUAUGAAGGUCCUCUGAAAGCUGCAGAAGCCUGCAAGGAGAUCUUCUACCAAAUCCUUCAGAAGCAUGAAGAAUUUCUCAUCGAGGAUCUCAAAGGAAAGAAGUAAAUAUUGUGGUGGAAUCCAUUUUUAGGUGAAACUUACAAAGCUGAGCUGAAGAGCAAACGUUUUCUUUACAUUAUAAAUGGGGAAAUGUUAAUGUUAUGUCUGAGUGAGGGAUUUGUAAAACAAAUCUUUUUGUCCUUUAUUUUACACUUAAAUUAGUUGAAAUGAAUUUGCACAUCAGUGAGCCUCAAUUCACUGAUUGACUUUGUUCAAAACAUGCCAGAAUUAGAAAGUAUUGAUCAGAAAUGAAUUAUUUUUAUCCAGCAGAUAUCAAAUGGAGCAGGAGUCUGUUUUUAACCUCAUUAUUUUAUCUUCAUUAAAGCAAAAUGACCAGAAUUGUUUAUCUAAAUGUUGACAUGUAAAUCAGGUGAGAAUGUUUCCACUGUUGGUGCUUCAUUCAAAAUGUUUUGUAUUUUAAAUUUGUAAUAAAUUUUUAAUUUUGAA